Messenger RNA from Leptonychotes weddellii (Weddell seal), 1513 nucleotides. The record is from RefSeq and is a predicted model, not a curated record. NCBI's taxonomy places the organism in Eukaryota, Metazoa, Chordata, Mammalia, Carnivora, Phocidae.
CUACCUACUGAAAGCCCACAUUUGGACUGUCCGGAGACACUCUGACGGAGAGCACAUUUUGGGGACCCACUUGACGUGUUGUGGUCUUGGUUGCCUGAUCCUUCUUCCAUCUGCGGAUCGUGGUCCCUGUAACAGCAGGGGGAUCAGCCUCCCUCUUUCCUCUGGAGGAUCGCCCUUCUAGAGACUCUGAGGAACAAUGGAAGUCUUCUUGGGGUUUCUCAAACUGGAAGUGAAUGGCCCCAUGCUGACAGUGGCCCUCUCAGUGAUCCUCUUGGCUUUCCUGAAAUGGUACUCCACAUCAGCGUUUUCAAGACUGGAGAAGCUGGGCAUCAGACAUCCCGAGCCUUCUCCUUUUAUUGGAAACUUGACAUUUUUCCACCAGGGUUUCUGGGAAAGCCAAAUGGAGCUCAGGAAGCUAUAUGGACCUCUGUGUGGGUACUAUCUUGGUCGCCGGAUGUUUAUUGUUAUCUCUGAGCCAGACAUGAUCGAGCAGGUGUUGGUUGAGAACUUCCAUAACUUUACCAACAGAAUGGUGUCAGGUUUGGAGUCCAAACCAGUAAUGGACAGCAUCCUGUUUUUACGUGACAGAAGAUGGGAAGAGGUCAGAAGUGUCCUGACUUCGGCUUUCAGUCCUGAAAAGCUGAAUAAGAUGAUGCCCCUAAUCAGCCAAGCCUGCGAUCUGCUCCUGGCUCACUUAAAACGCUAUGCGGAAUCUGGGGACGCUUUCGACAUCCAGAGGUGUUACACCUGCUACACCACGGAUGUGGUUGCCAGUGUCGCCUUUGGCACCCAGGUGGACUCCCGAAGGGCCCCCGAGCACCCCUUUGUGAUGCACUGCAGGCGCUUCUUUGCAUUCUCCAUCCCCAGGCCUGUCCUGGUCCUGAUCUUAUCAUUUCCAUCCAUAAUGGUCCCACUGGCCCGGAUUUUGCCCAAUAAGAACCGAGAUGAACUGAAUGGCUUUUUUAACAAACUCAUUAGGAAUGUGAUUGCCUUGCGGGACCAGCAAGCGGCAGAAGAGAGGCGGAGAGAUUUCCUCCAACUGAUCCUGGAUGCCCGACAUUCUGCCACCUCUGUGGGGGUGGACAGCUUUGAUAUGGUCAGACAAAUCUUCUCCUCCACCGACUGUGCCGCGGGUCCCUCCCAGCCACACCAGCCCGGCCGCCUGUCCAAGCCACUGACUGUGGACGAGGUUGUAGGCCAGGCCUUCAUCUUCCUCAUCGCUGGCUACGAGAUCAUCACCAACACGCUCUCUUUUGCCACCUACCUCCUGGCCACCAACCCUGACUGCCAAGAGAAGCUUCUGACAGAGGUGGACGGCUUUAAUGAGAAAUACGUGAGUACAGUCAUCCAUGCGAAAUCCGCAGGACACAUGAUUUUGUGUUGGUAGAAGUGAAACUUAAUGAUAUUGAUAACUUCCUCGCGAAAACCACAUUCUAAGUUUAUAAGAUGAAAUUGGGCUGUUUUGCACACAUUCUCCACCUCUCUGGGUUAGGAAGUAAAAGGACGUGUUCAG